Molecule: messenger RNA, 281 nt
Organism: Staurois parvus
Lineage: Eukaryota; Metazoa; Chordata; Amphibia; Anura; Ranidae
Source: the annotation of a GenBank genome assembly
UUGGCAUUCGACCCAUGUAUGGCCUGCAUAAGUCAUAACAGCUGUAUUUUCACUCAGAGAAAACCUAAUGCAAGUUUUCUAUAAUCCUCUGUAGCAGGGGCAGACUGACAACUCAUGGGGCCCCCGGGCAAGAGGGGAUCAUGGGGCCCCUGUGUCCUUGCCCAAACUCAAAAAAAGCCUAUGAAAAAAGUACCAGGGGCAUCUCAUGGGGCCCCCUACUGACCCCGGGCCCUCGGACAGUGCCCAAGUUUCCAAAUGGUCAGUCCGCCCCUGCUCUGUAG